Messenger RNA from Phodopus roborovskii (desert hamster), 734 nucleotides. Its product is annotated as carcinoembryonic antigen-related cell adhesion molecule 3-like. Gene Ontology annotation, molecular function: protein tyrosine kinase binding. The record is from RefSeq and is a predicted model, not a curated record. The transcript has 3 exons. The coding region runs from base 207 to 734 and encodes 175 amino acids. Gene Ontology annotation, biological process: signal transduction; regulation of immune system process. NCBI's taxonomy places the organism in Eukaryota, Metazoa, Chordata, Mammalia, Rodentia, Cricetidae. Gene Ontology annotation, cellular component: cell surface; plasma membrane.
UUCUAACCUCCUGGCACCUGCUCACAACUGCCCAAGUGAUCACUGAAGCAGUGCCACCCUUAGUGGCUGAAGGAGAUGACGUCCUUUUCCUAGUGCAUGAUCUGCCAAAGAAAAUUAAAGCCUUAACCUGGUUCAAAGGUCUAACAAAUACGACACAAGACAUUGCAACAUAUGAUCUGCACAACAAUUUCAGUCAGCCAGGGUCCAUGCACAGUGGUAGAGAGACAAUAUAUCACAAUGGAUCCCUGCUGCUGGAAAAGGCUAACCUGAAGGACACAGGAUUCUAUACCCUACGAACCUACAAUAGACUUGGAAAAAUCUUAACAACAGCAUUCCUGUACCUCCGUGUGCACAGUUUCUUUUGGAAGUGUGGGUGCGUUGCUACCUGUGCCCAGCUCACUAUUGAAUCAGUGCCACCCAGCGUUGCUGAAGGGAGGAGCGUUCUUUUACUCAUUCGCAACCCCCCAGAGAACAUUGUACAAUUUGUCUGGUUCAAAGGAAUGGUUGACUUCAGGAACCUUUUGGCUAUUCGGAAUAUAACGGGCAGGGAACCAACUGUGUGGGGUCCUGCGUACAGUGGCAGGGAGAUGCUGUACAGUGAUGGAUCCCUGCUGAUUCACAGUGUCACUCAGAGAGACCCCGGACUGUACACCCUACGGAUUCUGAGGGCAGAUAUGAGAAGCGAAGAAGCACAAGUUCAGCUCCAGGUGGACAGUGGACGCAUGGGCCCUUAG